AUGACUGUCAUAGUAGUCGGUGCAGGUCCUGUUGGCUUACUCGCCACCCUUCGCCUUGCACAAGCGGGCAUCGAUGUAACAUGUCUGGAAGCACUGGACGCCGUCAAUGACUCGCCGCGAGCAAUGGCAUAUCAUCCUGUCGCCACGCGAGAGCUCGAUCGCGCAGGCGUGCUGACAGACAUUCGAAAACGAGGAGGCAGCUCGGGAUCUGGAAUCUGCUGGCGACAGACGAAGACAGGCGAAGUCAUUGCUAAGCUGGAAAGGGGUGCGAAUAAGGAUUUCCCUUACGAGAACCUCGUGAUUGGGCAGCAUGAGCUGGCGGCCAUUAUCAUCGAGCAUUUGCAACGCUGCGACAACGCUGAACUCCUGUUUGGCCGAAAAGUGACUGCUUUGGACCAGACAAGCGGCAGUGAGGUCAGAUUGACAGUGACCAAUACCAAGACCAACCAAGAAGAAGAACAUUGUGCAUCGUAUCUUGUGGCAGCUGACGGCGGCCGGUCUACUGUUCGGCAUCUGCUCAAUAUCUCCUUUGAAGGUUUCACUUACUCGGAACAACUCGUCUCGACGAAUGUCUAUUAUCCUUUCGAUGACUACGGCUGGAUGGACGGCAACUUCUGUAUCGAUCCCGAACACUGGGCACUGAUAGCUCGCAUUAACGACAAGGGCCUGUGGCGUGUAUCGUAUGGGGAGUUAGAUGGCCUGACGGUUGAGCAAAUCAUGCAGAGGCAGCCGUGGAAGUUCGCACAGCUCUUUCCUGGACCGAAGCCACCGCAGUAUAAGCUUGACCAAGCUUCACCCUAUAGACUCAAUCAACGAUGCGCAGAUAGGUUCAAGGAAGGACGAGUGAUGCUGGUAGGCGAUGCCGCACAUCUUUGUAAUCCUUUCGGCGGUCUCGGCCUGACAGGUGGUAUCCUCGACGCAGCCGCCGCGGCAGAUGCUCUGAUCGGCAUUCAUGAAGGCAAAACCAGUGAUGCUAUCCUCGAGAAGUAUGCGGAAGUCCGGAAAGAGAUCUUCGAGGAGACAGUGAACCCGCAAAGCCAGAGUAACAAGCAGCGCAUGCACGACGGGGAUCCAGGCACGAUCGGCGAGAGAGACCCAUUACUCAAGACCCUGAGGAAUGCCUCGGCGGACCAGAAGCAGCAGAUCCGGGCGCAUGCCACGCUAGCGGUGGAUAUGGACGAGUUCUUCGAUGGCAUAGAUAGUAGAGCGGAUGCUUUGUCGAUAUCUGCCCCAUAG
Messenger RNA from Recurvomyces mirabilis, 1236 nucleotides. RefSeq lists its product as uncharacterized. Gene Ontology annotation, biological process: 3-(3-hydroxy)phenylpropionate catabolic process. Bases 1 to 1236 code for a protein of 411 amino acids. The transcript has a single exon. The record is from RefSeq and is a predicted model, not a curated record. NCBI's taxonomy places the organism in Eukaryota, Fungi, Ascomycota, Dothideomycetes, Mycosphaerellales, Teratosphaeriaceae. Gene Ontology annotation, molecular function: FAD binding; 3-(3-hydroxyphenyl)propionate hydroxylase activity.